CCUCGCCUCUCUCCCUCUCUCCUCGCCCGCUGGGUGCUGAAGUUGGGCGGAUGGCAGCAAACCGGCUCUGCUAAGAGGACCGGGCAGCCCAGCCUCGCGCCCUCGGACCAUUGGUGCGCUGCCUACACCUCCAGGCGAUCGGCCAGUUGAGUACUGAAGAAGCUGCAAUGCGAAAAAGGCAGCAAUCCCAGAAUGAAGGAGCACCCGCUGUGGCUCAAGCGCCCGGAAACCAGAGGCCCAACAACACGUGCUGCUUCUGCUGGUGCUGCUGUUGCAGCUGCUCCUGCCUCACCGUCAGGAAUGAAGAAAGAGGGGAGACGGCAGGAAGACCCACACACACCACAAAAAUGGAGAGCAUCCAGGUUCUAGAGGAGUGCCAGAAUCCCACUGCAGAUGAAGUCUUGUCCUGGUCUCAAAAUUUCGACAAGAUGAUGAAGGCCCCUGCAGGAAGGAACCUGUUCAGAGAGUUCCUGCGAACAGAAUACAGUGAAGAGAAUCUACUUUUCUGGCUCGCCUGUGAAGACUUAAAGAAAGAGCAGAACAAAAAAGUAAUUGAAGAAAAGGCCAGAAUGAUAUAUGAAGAUUACAUUUCCAUACUAUCGCCAAAAGAGGUCAGUCUCGAUUCUCGAGUUAGAGAGGUGAUCAAUAGAAAUCUGUUGGAUCCUAAUCCUCACAUGUAUGAAGAUGCCCAACUUCAGAUAUAUACCUUAAUGCACAGAGAUUCUUUCCCAAGGUUUUUGAACUCUCAGAUCUAUAAGUCAUUUGUUGAAAGUACUGCCGGCUCUUCUUCUGAAUCUUAAUUUUCAUUUAAAAAAACAUCAAUUUUGGAGGGCUGGGAUGGGGAAUAAAAAUAGUUAAUAAUACAGAAAUUGAGUCCCUGGAGAACUGCAGUAUAGCACUCCUCAGGCUACUGUGAACAUACCACCAUAUGGUCUUUGGUCUCCAUUUUUUAUAAAGGUUAUCCAUGAUGACGUUUGGAGAAAAUACCACACAAAACAAUGAAUUGCCAAAUUAUGUUUGUUUUAUUCAACACCCAUCCUACUUGCAAGCAAACUGUAUUCGUAGUCCUAUGAACAGUCUCCUAGUGUAUUUCCAGAGACUGCAUGUGCAAAGUAAAGCUGCUUCAUUUGCCACGUAGUUGUUGUACUAUUUAAUCAAAUAGCAUAACUUAUAUCUGUAUUUAAAGACUUUUGUGCAAUAUGGUCUUAUAGAAAUAAUUGCCAAAACAUGGCUGUGGUUUGCAUUUUUUUAAUAUAAUCUGAGACAGAAAAAGGCAAUUUUUAAAAUGUAACAGUGGUAUUCAACAUGCUAUAAUACUGUGCUCAGAACACUAAUUUUGCAGCCAAUAUUUCUGUACAUGAAAAAAAAAGAGCUAUUUAUCUAUGUUUGUUGGCAAAUCGUAGGGGAGGAUCCCUCUGAUUGUUCACUGCCAAAAAUGUGGCAUUUUCAUUACAGAAGCGUUUGCUAUGUUAAAAAAAAAAAAGAAGAAGAAGAAGAAAAGUAAACAAAGCACAAAACAAUUUGAAGAUAUCUUCUCUCAGUGACAAAUCAAAGAGUGAUAUUGUUUUUAAUUGUAAUAGAUGAAAAUGAAUCUAUGUAUAUAUAAGAUGUCCAAUACUGUAAUUAAUUUAUUAAAGACUGGCUCUCCAGUUCUACAAUGGCUGUGUAAAGUUAUGUACUUCAACAAAAAAAAAAAGAGAAAAGCUUGAUAAUUAGUUUUGGAAUAUGUAGAAAAGUACUUAAUAAAAGAAUGCCUACAUGUAGCACUGUAAAACAUUUUGAUGACUAGCAUCUGUCCUGUGGCAUAUGUUCCUUGAAAGUGAAAUCCAGUGAAGAGCUGUUUAUACUAGGAAAAGUUUAUAAGGGUUAUGAAGAGAUAAUUCUCUACUUCAGACCUUAACUGUUUUCAUGUACUAUCGUUACGAAUGACUUAUUUUAAAAAUGUCAAAAUCAAACUGUUAAUUCUCAUCCAUAAUGAAAAGGCAGUACCGUGCUCAAAUCUUUUAGCUGCCAUAUUAUUUUUUAUAAAUACACUAUUUAAGACAAAACUCUUGUCCAACAUUGGCAUGUACGUCUGACAUUCAAGAAAACAAUAUCCUAUUGUGCACAAAAAGGAUAAUAAUAAUAAUAAUAAUAAUCAUUGUCAUAUUUAUAUUAGCGUGUUAUAUUUGAAUAUUAAUAUCCCCUGGAGACUAUUUUUUUAAUCUUGAACUGAAUGACUAUAAUACCGAGUAACCUAAAAUGAAAGUUUUAAAAAGAUUUAUAUCCACUGAGAACACUGGCCUUAUAUUAAGGAUGAUAUUAAAAUUAUAGGUUUUCUUUGUCAUUUUUAACUACCUCUCAUUUUUUAAUUUAUUAAACAUAUUUUUAAAAAAACAAGUUUGGGGUUUUCUUUUUAAAUUUAUUUUACUUGAAAGGUUAGCAUUGUAAGUUUCUUUUUCCAUAAACUUAAAACAUUUCAAGAAUUGUUUUUUUAAGUGAAUAUGAUUUUCUAAUUUAUAUAGAAUUCAGGAGACAUGAUUAAAAGGGCUAUUAUCUAUUCCCUAUGCAAAUAUUUUAACUGUUGCAGUGUUUGACAAAAUGGGAUUUAAAAAAAAAAAUUGCAGAGUAGAAAACAAAAUGUUCUGUUUACACUGGCGUUGCUGACUAUCCUACCAUAUUCAGCACUUUUAAAGACAUUAUUUAUGAAAAUAUAGUUAAAAUGCAAGAUAGAAAAUAUUUAUAAUCAUUUCUUUUAACAAAUGCUUGUUUUCUUUAUGAAAGUGUUGUGUGUUAAGACAUAGUUUAUCCAUGUCACUUAGAUAUUUACUAUUUAAUAAUAGUUUUUGGUAAUGUGUCGAAAAAAGAGCUAUGAAGAUGUUUACAAAAAGUCAUAUUUUUUCCUAAAGAGUAAAGAAAGAUCUAAAAGCAUCAUCACCUCUAUUGCGAAGUUCUAUUGUUCCUAAGUCAUUUACUUUUUUUCUUGAUUGGAAUUGGGUUUAUUAUGCUACUAUGAUGUGUACACAUAUAUGGUAUACUAUCAUACUUGUUUGUGUGUUUGAGGCACAAUAAACUGGUGCACAUGAUUAGAAGAUAUGUAAUAUACUAUGAUACUCGCAUGCAUUGAUCUUUUAAUUGUAGACUUUAUAUAUUCUGGUUGUUACUAUAUAUGAUGGUGACCUGCUAGUUGUAAGUUAUCUUUAUAAGAUACUUUGGACUAUUAGAUGAAUUGUCUGUUUGACAAUAUGUUUAAUAUUUUACCAAAUGGGAAAGAUAAGGGCCCUUAUGAAGAGCCCUAAUGUCUAACCUGGGUGUCUGUAGAAUACAGAUUUUUGAACUUGGUGUGUCUUUUUGAAACCUGAUAAUGAGGUUGGGUUGACAAGGACUCUAGAGCAGAUUUAUGCAUCAGAUGUUGGUAACCAUGCUUCGUGAGCAUUCCUGUGCUAAACUUCUAUUUUCAGGGGAUGGGAUGGUUUCUCAUUUAAUUUCAAAAUGUUUGAAGUAUCUAAGAAUAUGUCUGUGUAUUUGCAACUCUAUCUAUUUUUUAAGUAUGAUAUAAUUCCUUUUGUUUAAGUUACAGAGCUAUAAUAAACAAAAAAGCCCUCAACUGGUGUCUAUGCUACCAUUCCAAGAGCACAAUAUUUGCUUUAUUAGAGUUUGAUUUUUCCUAGUGAGUGAAUUCCUCCCUGGGGAAAAAUGAGCACUUUAAAAGGAGCACUUUGUGUUUUAGAUUGCCAAAUGAUCUUUGUGUACAGUUAGAAUCUGCUAAUGCGCACAGAAAGAUGUUAAUGCACUUUCUGAAUUGCCUAACUUCAGGUGUAUCUAGAAUGGAAAGAAAAGUACGUGAUAUAGAUUAUGUAUAUAUAGAUAAAUUGGAGACCCAGAUUUCUUCAGAGAUUGCUCUUGUACAUAGAUCACAGUAAUAAUGGAUGGACGAUACUUCCUUAUUCUAAUUGUUAUGUUACUCAGAGUUAGCAUAGAUGUUCUGACAGUGUUAUAGGGCACAUGUGAAUAAGAGCAAAUCAGUUUUGAUACUGAAAUUAAGAAAUGCAAAUGCCAAGACCAGAACGCAGUCCUUUAAAAAAAAAUCCUAAAAGAUGUACAUAGGGUGACCAGUUCUGGUAGUUGGUCAUGAUGCAUGGGGUGUUUAUAAAUAAGUAUCCUUUAAUGAACCUAGUAUAAAGUAUGUAUUAUAUACUUACAUGAUAGCUCAGUGUUGUAAAAGGACUACAGAAAUAGGUAAAUAAUGUUUAUUUUGGAGGAAUAAAUAUACAUUUUCACUCAAUUAAGCUUAUUUAAAAUCAUACCGGAUUCUUAAUUUUGAGUUUAUUCAUUUUUUCUAUACAGUUUAACUUUAAAUACCAAAAGUAUCAUAAUUUUAGCCAUUUAAAUUUCAAUAAAUACAUAUUAUCUAUACCCCAAUGAUUCAAAUGUAUGAAUUGCCAAGAUCAUUGUAAUGUCAUGUGUAGCUAAUAAAAAAAAAAAAAAACAUUAUCAAAGGCUUUAGUGAAGAAAUCUAAAGGGAAGGAAUGUCAAAGACAAUCAGAAGAUAGGGAAGUAAGAACCUUUUGGAAAACCAUCAAAAUUUCUUAAAGACUUUAAAAAUGUCUAUGUAUAGAGCCAUAUCAAACAUGUAUUUCGAACCCUUUGAGCUUGAUAUAUUAGUAAGUUAUUUUGAAAUAUAGUAAAGAUAUUUACAGAAAACUUUCUUGCCCAUCUAUUUUACAUUGACAGUUUAUGACCCUAACCUUCAAAGUAUAUUUUAUCAACACUUAGAGUGUUUUUUUCAGUUUAUAAAUUUCUGAUCAAUAUAUAAUGUCCUCCCGAGAAAACAAUAUAUAAUCUGUAAAAAAUUUUAGUAACUUCUCACCUGGUACAGUUGCAAACUGAUAACUGAAAACUUGCUUCAGAUCUUCUCUGAAACACUUAACAAUAUCCUUGCAUCACAUAACAGUGUACAGGGUAAUAAGUAUUAUUUCCAAAUAUCAGACUUUUCAGUCUUUAUAAGAAUUUUUUAAAAUUAUUGUUCUUACAGCUGUAGUCCUAUAGUUCCCAGUGACAUCUCUGCAGAUUCAUUCAAGGAGAUGCUCUAGACUUUGACUAAUGAAACCAGUGUGGAAGACAAAGUGCUACCUAACUGGUAACAUAUCUCAGUGUGCGACAAAUCUGAUUACUAUGACUUAAGCUCUAUGUAAGGAAAAAGGAUGUUAUUAAGUGCUAAAGAAAAUAACCAAAUAUAGCAUUUUUAAUACAUAUGCAAACUCAAAAUUUAUCAUAUAUUUCUCUUUUCUGUUGGCAGAAAUUUAAGAAUUUUAAAGCUGCUGAUUUAUACCUAUGCGUUGUCAUAACAUUCUAGCUUUUAAAUAGUUAUGUUGUGUUUCUGUCCUAGGUUUGAAUACAUUUCCUUCUCAUAAAGCUCUAACCCUUAUUGCUGUAUUCAGAUGAUGUGAUACACAAUGCUUACAAAUGGAAAUGUAUGUCCACAGAUUCACAUUUAGAAUACAGUGUGAAAGAUCAAGAACUUAGAAUAACAAAUUUGAUUUCAAGUUAGAUUUCUUUUUAGAGAGGAGGGGUACCAGAAAUUGAACCCAGGGGACUUACCCACUGAGCCAUAGCUCCAGCCCUUUUCAUUUUUUAUUUUGAGACAGGGUCUCACUAAGUUGCUGAGGCUGGCUUUGAACUUGGGAUCCUCCUGCCUCAGCCUUCUGAGUUGCUGGGAUUACAGGCUUGUGCCACCAAGCCUGGCUCAAAUUACAUUUCUGACUUCUGUGAUGGUGAGCAAAUCAUUUUUUCUGUCUGAGUCUGUUUUCUCAUCUGCAAAUGAAGAAUAUUAGUUUACAGGUUGGCAAUGAUUAAAUAAAAUAAAAUUAAAUAAAAAGAAUAGUGUUACAUGUAAUAUUUUAUCAAAGUUUUUCAGCUCAAUAGUAAUUGCUACUUUUCACGAAUAUCUGUGGGUUUUUGUUUGUUUGUUUAAAACUAAAACAGUGUUACCUUGAAUAUUUGCAAAACAUACUUUGGAAAUUUAACUAAUUAAUUAUCCAGAAAAAUAUAACCAAGCUUAUUUUAAGAUGGAAGAUUAUAACAAUACUAUUGUUUUGUUCAAUAAUAUGAUUCAAAACCACUAUUUUAAUUUUAACAAUUUCUCACCUUAUCUGUAAUCUAGAAAAAUUUCUUCAGUCACACAUAUACACAGAUAUAUGUGUGUGUGUGUGUGUGUGUAUAUAUAUAUAUAUAUAUAUAUAUAUACACAUACAUAUACAUGUAUCACACAAUGUUAUAUAUAUGUGUAUAAAUAAUACACAUACAAUAUAUGUUUAUAUAUAUACACAUACACAUACAUAAUGGAAAUAAAAGCUAUGUUCUAAAUGAUAAUAUAAAUAUCAAGUCAUUUGCCAAAUAUGUAAAUGGAUGAUAGAGCUAAAGCUAAGUUAAUAAGAGACUGAUCAUAACAGACUUUUUAAUAUUAGAGUAGUAUGGUUUUCUUUAACAAUUUUACCAUGAACAUGUGAAAAGUAAGAGUAGUUAUGUCUUCAGAAAACUUUUCAUUAAAUCUUUUUUGAAAUAGUUUUAUAUUUACAUUUCUGUAAAUUCUCAUUUGCACAGAUAGUAACAAGAAAAACUGUCCUCAAAUACUUCACACCCAUGGGGGUAUUAGUCAUUAAUCAACUAAUAUUAAUUAAGUCUAUGUUUAGAUUUCCUGGUUUUUGUUUGUUUGUUUUUUAUCUAAGGGCCUUUUUCUGUUCCUGGGUCUCAUUCACCAUACCCUAUUCCAUUUAGUUGCCAUGUCACCUCGGGCUCCUCUGAGCUGAGUCUGUAUACCUUUCCAUGUUUUCAAGGACCUUGACGAAGAGUAUUGGUCAGGCAUUUUGUAGACCCUCCCUCUGUUGUGAUUUGACUGAUGCAUUUCCAUGAUUAGACAGCAGUUUUGGUUUGGGGAAGGAAUACCAGAGGAAACAUGCCAUUCUUGUCACACGAUAUCAAAGGUGCAUGCCUUGGUCAUGACUCCUCUUGCUGUGAGAAUUUCUCAAACUUUGGGAUCCUCUUAGCUGUUAAUGUUGACCUUGAUCAACUGAAUGAGGGACUGACUGUUAGGCUUCUCCACUAUAAAGUAAUCAAUUUUUAUAAGGUUACACUAGAGGAAAAUUUAGUGGACAUUUACACUGAGUUUUAAAAAAUUCUGAGUAGAUUUUCAAUACUAAUAUUAGGUUCAUUAAAGGAUUAAUGACAAAUGCUAUGAAUACAAUGAGCUGGAAAAUCAAAUGGGAGAAUAAAACUAAAACAGUGUUACGUCGAAUAUUUGCUUAAUAGAGGUGGAAGUAAAUUUUUUUCCUUGAACUACCUGUGCAAUUAUUUUAAGCCUCCACACACUUUGGAUAAUAAAGAUCUUAAUCUUAUUAAUUGUAAUAAGAGGUAAUUUAAAUUGGUAAUCAUUUUGCUUAGUGCUUUUCUAUAUGCCCUCCACUGAACAAUGUACACAAUAUUGAAAUAAUGUAAAAGACUUGAUAUUUUCACCCCAGCUUUAACUAUUUGUCAUAAAUACAAUGUUUCUUGUAUAUGAUUUUAAGAUGUUUUACUAAUACUAAAAAUUUUAAUGUGUUUGAUUCUAUAUACUUUAUCAUAUUGAAUGUGUAUAAUUUCUUACUACCAUGUUCAUUAUAUUUAGUAAUCUAUAUCCAUAUUUUGGACUCCACCAACAUUUAUUAGUGGACUACAAAGAAGUUUUAAGUGCAUGAAUACAUCUUAAGAGGCACCACACUUGGUUAUUUUGCAAUGCCAAAAUAACUGUAGUUACUCAUCAAUUGCAUAGAUAAUCAAGAUUAUUUUUCCUCCAGUUUAAAUUAUUCUGGAUUUUUAUUCCCCUUUCCUUGACUCUACUUCAUGAUUUUACCUAUGUACAACAGUAGACUUCCCCAAAUGCUACAUUUUUACCAUGUAAUAGAAUUUGAGCAUGUCAACAGUGUAAGAAAAUCCAGAAGUCUCAUACUAAGUAUGUUUGAAUUUUCAAAGUAAAUCAAACAACAGCUGUUUUCAUUUAACUAUGUUGUGGAAACCUAUGGACACCAUUGUAAAAUGCGUAUGCAUUAGACUUUCUUCACUUUCUUAAAAUGUUUUUGAAUUAAUAAAGAAUUCACCAAUGUA
Messenger RNA from Marmota monax (woodchuck), 8118 nucleotides. It is a transcript of the gene Rgs17, whose product is annotated as regulator of G protein signaling 17. The record is from RefSeq and is a predicted model, not a curated record. Bases 168 to 800 code for a protein of 210 amino acids. The transcript has 5 exons. Lineage: Eukaryota; Metazoa; Chordata; Mammalia; Rodentia; Sciuridae.